AUGGCGCAUCAAGAGGAUUCCAGUAUGGCCAUGCUUAUUUCCACCCACUACUGCCUAGACGGUCAGAUACUUGAAGGACAGCAAGAAGUGCCAUGUCAAAUCAAUGAAGUGAAGGCCUUUUAUGAACAGGAGUUACGAAAAAAGGAUGAGCUAAUCAGGAAACUCUCAAAGUAACCUUUGAAAGAUCCCGAUUAUGACUUAGAAUUCAACCACCUGCCGAUGAAAGUUGUUCGACUGAGCCGCAUGACUCAGCAGCAUCAACCGACAAAAUUGAAAGGAUGAAGGUCAAACUCCGCCAGCUUCAUCAGACCGUAGCUCCUCCACACUUAGGUCAUUUUCUAGAUUGACGAAGGCCGAGCACACCUCAAGGAACGCGAGGAACGAAUACAUGAUUUAACUGUUGAAAAUGAAUGCUUGAGUAUUGAUAAUCUGGAGCUGUCUGCGCAAAAGGAUGCCCUAGAGAGGGAGCUCAGGAGUGCUCAAGAGAGGCUAAAGGAGUUUGCAGCAGUUCAAAGUCGAAACGAGGUUACGAUAGUUUCUCUCCAGGAGGAUAUAAAUUCUAAACAGGAAACUUUAUGUGAACUGAUGGAUAGGAUAAAGUAAAAAUGCCGUCAUUCAGUACAUACAGGCGUUUAGCAAACUAAACUCUAAUACGAGCAACAAACUCUCCAAUCAAGAAAAGGAAAUUCAGAAUCACAAAGAAGGCCUUCAGACUAUUGCCUCACUUCUGGCCUGUAAGGAUUCCUAUGAAGUCUGCUUUGAGGAGGUGAGUCAACGGUUUCUAUCAGAUGUCAAACGAUCCCUUGUGCACUGGAUACGGAGUUUCUUUCUGUUUCCGGGAGGAAACUAUACAAAGCUUAUUCAGAGUAAAAAGCCUGGUCGGUAUUUGAGGUCUCCAGUCUUAAAAAAGCUUGUUGACGGAUUACUGGGUGGGAACAUCUGAUGUUUCAUUAUGCUUAAAAGUUUGGGUACGUGGUCCAUUUAGACAGCUUAAAACUGCGUCAAGCUCUGGGUCCUUCCCGUCAGGGAUCGAGCGGAAAUGAUCGACACAGGUCAAGUACACCAGAAAGAGUCGUUUUGGUUUUUCUUGCCCUUCUGUAAUAUCAACGACCGCUGUCUCCUACACUAGGCAUUCGCUUACGCCAAAAUAUAUGUCUAAAUUUAAGUUGUAGGUAGCUGACACUAAGUGACACUCAAAAACAGUCGGUUUUUCGUCGGAAGCAAAAGACUAAACAAAAAAUGUAUUUUCUCGUGGGCAACUGAGGCUAUUCAAAAUAUAUCAUUGUUUAAGAUUUGUCUUCCAAAAUUUUUCUACACCAACCUCAUAACUGUUGAACAGGAGAGCACAUGAUCUUACCUUAUCAGGGAACUUUAGAUGACAUCAAUGACGAGUCAGUACGCUCCCGGUGAUUCUACUGUUGUGAUGGAUGAAUGCGAACGAAAUUUCGUUGCAACCUAAUUCAUUUGAAAGCACUUCUUUCAAAGAAGGGUUUUUCCCUGAAUGCUUUUAACCUAGCCGUCACUUUUACUUAAAUACACAGAUUAAAGAGCUGAUUCGGAAGAAGACCGCACUAGAGGGUCAGGUAUCGCGACUACAAGACACGGUGGCUUCUUCAGAAUUCGAACAGCGUGCUGCGCGAGAAACUACUCUGCGCCUGUCAGGCGAGUUGAACAGGGAGGUCAAUGCCCGAGAUAAUGCACAAACUGAAGUCAAGGAAAUGCAAAAAGUAAGUUGAUCCGGUACCGGCUUGAAUUUCUAUCCCCGCGUGUAUGAGACAAGCGACUGGUGUGCCAAAAGGCAAUCAAAAUUGGGACUCUCAGCUUCAGAGAAAAAAAACGGAUUUUCCCACAUUCCAUCUUGCAAUCAGGUAGAUCGACGCAUGCCAUUCCGUUAGGACUGAAUAAUUGGCUGUUUUACCCAAGUCGACAUAAGCCCAAAGAGCAGUGUUGGGGGCCCUGCUGGAUGUUUGACUGAUUUGAGCACCGGUCUUUUGUGCACGGGCUCCUGAGUUUAAAUUAGCAUCGGCUGGUGACGUUUAAAAAGCCAUAAAUGGCCACUUCUUUGUCUUGGUUUUGACAAGUCAAAUUUAUUUUAUAUUUACGUAACCUAGUCACUGAAUAUUCCCUCACUCACCAAUGACGACCUUUGUGGGAUUCGAAUUCGCAACAAUGGCAUGGCCUGAGUGCAACCAGAGUACUAACCACCUGAGUUACGAGGCUUCGACCAAAGGUCUUGGCUUUUUUCAUUUGAACUAAGGGGCCUACUGUGUCCGAUUUUAUGGAUUUUGAACGUUAGAGUAGGCUGGGUUGUUGCUUGGUCCAAGUGCAAAGAGCCCAAAGCCUUCGGAUGGGACCAUUUGGCCAGUUGACCAUAUUCAACUUCUGCCCUUACUGCCGUCAGUUCAAAUUUCACCGAGACAGCCGAUUUUUUACGUCUUUAAGUUAAAUCGCUCAGACCUGCCAAAGUACAUCACGUUUCCUGUCAGUUUUCACGGCGGACAAAAAUGACUACAACGCCUGACCGAUGGGAAAUGAGUUACGGAACUCGGGCGCCCCGUUUUGCCUUGGAAAUCCAGUCCAGUUCACAAAGGGCGGGCAAUCAGUAAUCGGGUUUAUACAGUAGUUGGUUUGUUUUAUGAAAUAGUAACUGAAAUUCUGACAUGUGUUUCUGAUUCAAAAGGAUUACUUGGGUAGGGUUGUGUUACUGAUUAUUGUGCACCAUAAUCCAAAGAUAUUUCAGUCAUAACAGGAAGCCGUCUUCUGAAUGGCCAUCCUUCCGUUUGCAAAAACCAAGCUCGAAAAAAGAUGACUACUUAAAUCGUCUGCAUUCUUCCUGUCGAUUUCGAUGCCCUCAUAAAUUCGAAUAUAUUUUUUAGAAAACGUGCAAAAUGCUCCUUCCUAUCCUCCUUUGGUAGCAACUCACGUUGUCUUUUUAUUUUACAAUUAAAUCAAAUGUAUACUUAGGUUUAAACAUUUUUUUAUUCAAGAAUAAUUAAGGACCUGACCUCCAUCUGUACUUACGCUUAGGAUUUCAAAAACUACAAACUGUUUACUUCUCAUGUAAUGAGAAUUCCACAUUUCUCUAUUCUGUUAUUAAUAUACCCUAUGGGGCUUAUGUAAUUUUGCAAGGAAUGUGAACUGUGUUGUAUGUUUAUAAAUGGGCAUAUACGACACUGUAUGAAUCGUCAUUUCACAUGGUUAAAAAAUCUAAUGGUUAAGAACUUUUUGACAAGACGCGAAUAGGAGCCUUCCUGAACUAUAUUCUUACAUCAUGUCUACUUGUUCGAUUUAAGUAGUUUGUCACUGAUUAUAAAUAAUCCCAGUAACAUCGGCGUCAACAGCACUUUUCAAGAUGGUAUACGUAGAGUUUCAAGCUAAUUAAACGGUGAGAAACGUGGCACACGAGAUAAGAACUUCCACCCCCCGGUGCAGAUGACCUUGCGCCAAAUUCUAGGUAGGUUAAGGUUGAGGUUGAGGUUGGGGAUUGAGUCGAGUUUAGGUCCAGGGCGAUCGUUAAGGUUAGGAAUAUUAUUGAAUGUAGGGUUAAUGUUUGAGUGAGUGCUAGGGUCAGAACAUGAGGACGAAACCCUUCCUGGAAUUUAGCACAAGGCAAUCUGUACUACAGGAGGUUUCUACUCCUGUGUCUUGCCGUAAAAACUGUAGUAAGCAAACGACAACUAGGACCUUCUCAAUUUGCAAAUUUUAUUUCAAAAAAACUCGGAAAGAACUGGUACUGUAUGUCAGUCUGCCCAAAUCAAAUAAAUAGACACGAUAUGGGAGUACAAUUUAAUGAGAGUACCUAUUCGCAUUACUCACCCGAUUUUCAAACCAAAAGAUACCCAUCUGUAAGAGCAAAAUUUAACGAAGACUUAAUGUGCUACCAAACGAGUACAACAGCCAGUAUUUUGUAUUUGCGUUCUAGCACUUAUAUUUUAUUUACCUGGCUUCUGGGGGGACGUGGGUGGCUGACAGAUGAGGGGCUUUAGCUGGAGGCGCUCGUAAUGGUUUCGUUCUGACCAAAUCAUGGUAAGCGCGGACAGUGCUCCACAUGGUUUCACUCAUCACGAGGAUUUGCACAUGCAGGGUUUUGCUCUCACAAGAUACUGACGUAGGCUAAGUGAGAUGUUUGAUUUGUCCAACACCUCCUCAGCCACUAUGUGGUUGUGUACAUAGUCGCCGGAAGAGAAGGCUAAAAAUAGCCUCCAGCACUUUCCGUGAAUGUAGUUGGCUAAAAAUCGACCUCCGGUUGCUGCCUGGAUGGCCCAGUAUACUCCAGAAGUGGAUCUGAUCCCCAAAUCCACCCUGGAAGCGAGUUAGAAGUAAGUAUUUUCGCCCACUUCAAGACUUGCCUGAACUAAAAGGCAUAGCUACUAUUUGGAAGUCAUCAUGUUAUCCAGCGAGGAAAACAUUGUGGUAGACUGGGAAAUCAAAACGUUAUGAAGUCAACUUUUUGCUCAACCCUAGAACCACUUAACAGUCGCUGGAUGGUAUGAAACGAUGGGUGCUUAUCGGGGAUUACGAGUAGUGCUCGUUCAGUGAUACGAAAGGUCCGAAAUCACGUGAGGCUGCCGAGCUUGGGACGUUGUAGUCUGUUAACAUGCACUUCCGUUUUACAAGUGGAAAAUGGAUUUUAAGUUCUUAGCCUUAUUGUGGGAAGGGUUUCGAACAAGUACAGUUAGAAAGGAAAACCGUUCCAGAACCCAGUCGAAUGGAAACAAUAAAGGAGACCGUUAGGAUUGGGAUAGACAACGGUGUUGGUGGCAAUAUUUUCAGUAGAAAUGGUAAGUCAGGGGGAUCCAUUCCGACUAAGACGGCCUGACAGACAGGUUUCUGUUCAAAAAUCGAAGGGCAAGCGAUUUUGCGCUGAAGUGUGCUUGUUGACUGUUCAAGGUAAUUGGGGUUCCAUCAAUGCUUGGGCAACUGACUGGGGUUCAGGAAAGAGUAUGCUGGUCUGUCUUGUUCUGGGCCUUCAUAGUUGGCGCGACUGCAUUCACUCCUCUUACCGUUGAUUUAACCAGUAUCGGUCUGUCAGAGUAACAGUGUACCGGAUCACCGAGGCCGCAGUUUUCAGAAACCGGAAAGCUCUCAUAACAACAGAUGCCUCCAGCGGCUGGUUGGGUCUCCUGACCUCAGUUCAAUAGAAAAUGUUCGGGAUUACCUUCACCGGUAAAGACUGUUUAUAUGCCUCUCCUCACGGCUGCCGCGUAAAACAGGUGGAUCUGCACUAAACUGCGUCAACAUUAUUGCUAGGCUUAAAGUUGCUGGCAGGGUUGAGUUCUGGGUUAGUUUUAGGGUUAGAGCUAGAUUCCGAACUACGGUACAGUUGGGGCUAAGGUUAGGAUUAGAUUUGAAGUUGGGCCUCGGGCUAGGGUUGCGCUUAAGGUUUUGGUUCGGUCAGUGCUGGGACACGGGAAUAGGUACCUCCCUCCCGGAAUUUAGCACAAGGCAACCUCUAUGAACGGGGUUGAGGGGAUUCUUCCUAUUCCCGCGUCCUCCCAGGUGAAUGGAGGCCAUGUGGCAUAUCCUCAUACCCUCGAUGAGUGCUUGCAAAAACACCGCAACUAUAGUACCCUAGCAGCUUGGGCCCGCUCUUACGCAUGCCCGGUAUGUGGUAAAGCGAGAACAUACUUAAUAUCUCAUAAACACCUUAAACAGACGCGUUGGAGUUACCACUGUACAGAAGGGUGUAUCUACACGAGACCAGUAAACCAGUUAAUUUAUCCCCCUUGUAAUUAUUUAACACACUUUAAGACGAGGUAAAAAGCGUGCGGUACUCACUUGAUUUGAACUGAUUUGGCACAAUUCACUGGAAAUUCACUUUUUGACUAAUAGUGUAUACUCUAUUUGCAUCGUUGACGAAAUCAAGAAGUUGUAACUUUCAGAUACUCGGGACCUCAAAGGUACUUCAAUGCUUGGCACUGUCAAAGUGGUGCUUAGGUGGAUGUUUAAAUGUCCACUUACUAAGACCUUGGGCUUAGGAAGAUCGACGCUUGAACGGUUAUUCUAGCAUUGACAUGUAGUUAGACUUAACAGUGCCCGUCUACGAUGAUGGCUGGGAAGUGCACUAUUUAAAACGAAAAACUUAAAAUCUGACUGACAACUACUAAUUUGCGUUUUGUAAUAUUAAAUUGGAAGGGUCGGAAAUCCAAAAAUACAGAAGAGAUAAUUUGCAAAGCCAUCUGCUCAGGGGUCCUAUCAAAAAUAAUAUCGUCUGAAGCAAUAUACCAGUGGUCAUCUAAGGCAUACAUGCUCCUGGUUAAGGGAAGUCGACGAGUUUGGUUUCAUUUAAGCAAUAAGCUAGCAUUGAAAAGUCGGCUACGUCUUCAAAUUAUGCUCAUUUCAGGCAAUCGGAGGAAUGUUGUUGCUACACGAAAGCACGUCGCAUAUUCGAUUUAUCAGUAUCCCCUUCUCUUAUAAUUUUGAUGCGCCAAACUAACCUUAUUACUACAUGGUAGUAAGAUAAAUCGGAUGGCUGCGAGUCCAGAAUGGAAGUAAACACGCCGCAUUUGACAUCCGCUGCAAACGCAAAACGCUGUUUCCUUCUCUAAUUAAAAUGCUACCGAAAUUUGGGCGGCGCACACAAGCACAUAAUUAAUUUUCCAACCACUGGUGAAGGAGGAGAUAUGAUCGUUUGAAUAGAAGCUUUAUUAGCAUGACGUUUCGCAUUCUCCCUCGAACCCAUCAUCAGACACAGAGUCCGACAAGGGUAGUGGAUUGCCCAGGUUUUGCCGUUUUAUAGGCUGUAGUCGCUAGGCCGCUACAUGCCUAUCACAUUUGGCAACUCCCGGGUUCAUCACGGCUCGACUGGCCAGGUGUUGGACUAUGCAAUUGCUAUGCGCCUGUGUACCGGUCAUGAACCAUAACUUGAAACAACAACUUACGUCUUGGCCGCUUACGGACCUUAAAAUGAUACGCGAGGACGAGCAAUAGUAAACUCCUUGCAAGCAGUCGGCUGAGCCGCUGACUGACCUUCACUAAAAACUAUUCUUCAGGAACUUGAGGCAACGAAAGCUCUUCUUGAGGGAUCAGAGGCCAACGUGCGGCUCCUACGAGAUCGGAUUCAGACUCUGACAGAGGCCUUGGAGAAGGCGCACUCCGAUUUUGGCAAAAGAGAGGAAGAGCUGCGACGCAUUGGCACGCUGGAUGGGUCCGUGCGUGUACCAGUUCAUCCUGGCAGUCCUAAUAACCUGCCUAUCAAUCCCCAGCUCUCCAAGCGAUAUGAAGAGGAAUACAAUCAUUUUCAAGAAUUUUUGUGAGUCAGUCUUCUUAAGCACCUUCUUCCCGUUCUGUCACUUACUAGCGAUUCCAUUAUGCCGAUGAGAUGAAUGCUGAUUUUGUUGGUCGCGCCACUGUUGGUGUAGACCAGUCUAGACCUACUAACAAGCUGAAGGCGGGAUCUCUGGACAUUUAUGUCUUCACAGACCAAUGCGGUUAUACACGCAUAUGCAGAAUAGUGUUACUGACAAAGGGAGACUGGAAUGACCAUUUCUGGCUUGUUAGUCGACAUCGACCAGGCAUACCCGACCCCGAGGUAUGCAACUCCCGAAGCUCGAUCUCGCGUCCUGUCCGUUAAGAUCGGGUAUAUAAGCAAUGGUAUAGGGGCCUGAACCGAUUGUCUUAAGAAUUUCAGUCGCUCGUCGUGUCUUGGGGCUCUUUCUCUCAAAAUCAAUCAGCUUUUUACCGUUUUUGAAAUCGGAGCCCACAUUUUGGAAAUAAUCCCAAAUUUGCAAGACAGAAAUCCUUCAUUUUUCGGUCUGCAGGCUGCUAUAUGGGCGCCUAGUCUUUAGACAUUUUAACAAACAUUUUCAGCAAGCAUGCGUAUUUCCAUAUCCAUUACGCCUGUAUAUAAAUGUACGUGGUUGUUGUGCAGUGAAAUGUAAGCACACUUUAUUGACACCUGUCCCUUGCCCCUGACAUCUGAAUUUGCUCACAACUCUUUCCCCUUGUGUUGGUAGACCCAAACAGCCCACAACUCUUUGCCUCACAGACUUACUCAUGGUUGUUUUUCACUUUUUACUGCCCCACUCUGAGUUAUGUUACUGUGAGGGGCAAGGGUUAAGUAUAUGCGUGUGGUAAAAGAAAACUAUAGGGAUCUGUCUACAAUAUUUUUAAAACUAGGUGUUGGUCAGUAGAGUUUUGGUUAGCCCUUCGUCGGCAGAAUGACAUUCACCGACCUAUACGCCCCCCCGGGGGUUGGUGCUGCUGAGAUGUUGACGUAAUUAUCUGUAAGAGGAAAGUUCAUUUUUAAAAGAAAAUUAGGUGCGGAGAGCAGUCAAGUAGCAUAACUAAUACUCAAAAUAUCGUUAGAUGGAAUGCAUACACGUGCCAGUGAAGCAGGAGUCUUAAAACGCUGGGGAAUUUGUCAAACAACUGUUUGCAUUUUCUUACCCCGCACGUACACUUAGUCCCUACAUUGUGAUGAUCCGAUGGGAAAUAGCCGAGAAUGUGUUUUUGCCUAUUUUGACUCCCUCAGGGUAGAACCCGAUACACAUGUGUGACCAUGCUUAUUGCUGAUGACAAAACCCUGAAUAUUUUGACCGGCGAAUCCUUUCCGAUGUCGUGGAUCUGACUGUCAUAAUCUUCCAUUUCGUACGUACUUAACUUUUUAUAAAACAAAGACUCGUCCAAAAUGCACCAGAAACUGAAAAUCUGUCUGCACAAUACAAGUGGAGUUUAUAAACUGUAAUACUGCCCUUUCCUGACCUCAGGUACAGCUUUCGUUUGAAGUUAUUUUUUAUAUUUGGCAGAAUGCCGAAGAGUGCAGUGGUUUGUUUUGGUCUUUUUUCCUAAAGGCGUUUCGGCCAAUAUUACCUGAAGAAAGAUGCUGAUGUCCCCUCAUCAAUAAUUCUGAAGGAAAUUAAAUCGAGGCUGGUAAGCUUAGAGGCGGAAUUGGGCAAGGCAAGGCUGGUAAGUCAAAAUACAUACUCUCCGUAAUGUUUCAUUCUAAUGAAUGUCUGGCACGUGUCUCCCGUUCUGCGGUUGCUCCUUCUUGUUGAUGCUGCUGGAACUUUUUUGGCGUAAACCGCUGAAAGUAACUGGGUUUGUAUGGUAACGUUAAUUGCCAAAGCUACAUUGUAACCGAUUCUGUUGUACAAUUAUAAAACGGAUGUUCUCUGCAAAAUUAAAACAAGCAGGAAGGGACCUAACUCAUUAAAUAUGUCUUAUCUAACGAAGAACCACUAACCAUUCAAAAACGAGUCUGAACUCGUCCACCAAUACACCAAAACUAAUUAACGAACGACCUCUAGUUGAAUGAAAACACAAAAUAAGCAUUACGGAUACUACUUCAUCAGUGAGAAGGAAGGAUUUUAAAGGAAAAUGUAAAUAUCGGAGACGCAGAAAAUCGUGAAACACGAGUAGACGCAAACUGUAAGUCCAGGUUAUGCUUGCUCAUGCAAAAAACUAACUAAGUAAAGGGUAUAAGCCCAGUAAUGUCCAAAGAAUCAUUGUUUACAUGCGUUUUCGCUAAAUAUCGCUCAAGAAUUAGUGUUGCAUGAAGUCUGGCACAGAGUCAAAUGCGUAAUAUACGGUCAUUUUGCGCAAAAUCGACGGACCUUUCUGUUCUUGUAUUGUUCCACUUGCGGUUGAUUAAACCAAAGAGGAUUCUGCUUCACGGAUGGAGGCGAAUAUGCGAAUCCCAGGCUCUUAUUGUAAAGAAGAUGAACACACGAUCUUUGGGACAGAAGGUAUAUUAGUCUGAACUUUCGGUCUCGUAUAGGAGGCCAGCGUCAGAGACUGUGAGAAUGCGAUAAAAAAUGAGCAGUUUUUGUUGUCAAGCCAUAAAGGGAGAGAUAUGAGUGCAGAGGGUGGUAUUCGCGCUAAGCUGAGUCCCACGCCGUCUCACGGCGGCGGGACAGCGUGAACUCUUGGUUGAAAAUUGGGUCUCGCCUCUUGGCCGCGGGAACGGAGGGCGUGAUAGCAGGGGGGUAUGGCAACGUGUCUGUUGAUAGAGUUGGUGUCAGACAUCCAGGCCUCCAACAGUUCUCGCCCUGUCUUAUCGCUGGCCCGCACUACUAUCCGCGGGCUCGCGAAGUUGACUUCGUAGCCUUCCUCCAGGGUGUGAGUGGCGACCUGAGACAACGGGUCGCCUCUCUGGACCGCCCGUUUAUUCUCCGUUAUUCGUAAGCUAAGUCAUCGUCCGGUCUGUCCUGUGUAGUGGCGAGGGCAUUCCCGACAUGGGAUCUGAUAAACGACACCCGAUUGCUAUCCCAUUUCUAGUCGAUCCUUUACUCGCAUGGUUUUGUUGCGCAUGGUCGCUGUCGGACGGUGAGCGGUACCCACGCCGAGCUCUCCAGCGAUACCUUCCAUCGCUUCGAACACGUCCUUUAUAUAUGGUAGAGGGUGCCACAGUGUUGGCGGCUCUCCUCCGUUUGUUCGCCGUGGGUGCGUGCUGAGGCAGCUACUGACAAAGCUGUUCGGGUAUCCAUUCCUUGCCAGUUGGUCCCGAAGAUGCCGAAGUUCUCGUACUCGUCCAUCUGGCCCACUGCAGUGCGUUUUUACCCUUUGGAAGAGUGUCCUAACACAGUUGCGUUUAUGCGCCAUUGGGUGGUUACUAUGGUACUUAAGAAUCUGAGUCGUGUUAUUCGCCUUUCUGCACACCGUGGUGUUGAGUUCGCCGUUGGGUGUGCGUGUGACGAGAACGUCAUAGGAGAAGUUGGAAUACGUUCGCAUAUUGACGUCAGGUCAGGAACUGUUAAGUUUGGAUAGAAGUUUCAGGCGUAAUCGUAAACGUAUUAGGUUAUAUACAGUAAGGGGACUUUCCUUCCGUCAAACUGAUUUGCCGCCUUUUAUGAUGUUGGAGUACCUUGAGCGUAAGACCGUCUUUGAAAUAUCUAUGAAUGCUUCAGGAUUUUUAGUUUUCACUUGACUGGUCAUGAAGAUGAAUUUUGUGCCAUUUAUUUAUUUAUUGAAACCUUAAGAAAUAAGAUACUUUAUGUUAGCAUUUACUGAAGAAGCGAGUGUUUGGGCGAUCGUAUUCAUGUAGAUGACUGUUUGUGCCAUAUUUGGAAACUCGCCGUCAAAAAAUGAGCACCCACAACGAAAGCCGACAACGAAUGUGCUCUCGAGUAAUUGAAAAACUUUCUCUUAUAAGUUGCCUGAUUGAAAAAUCUUUAAAUGCUUCAUUAUGUUGACGCAAGCGCGUGUAAGUUAUCUUUUACAUGGUAAAGCUAUGAAAAAUUCAUACUUUUGACCGUUUUUCAUUGUCCUGAAAAAUGCUGAUAAUUUGUCGGCCGCAAACGGAAGAACUUGCCUUUCUCAUUUAUUUGAGGGCUUCCGGUGUAAUCUAACGUGGAGGGCAAAGAGUCAGUACGUAUCACGUCUAACAUGGAGGCUCCAUAUAAUUAAAUAUCAGUUUUGUCCAACCUGGAUUGAUUACCAAAGCAUUUAUACCAAUUAAUAUGCAAUUUCACUGAACUACUUGUUGUCAAACAGGUACAUAUAUCUGUCGUGCGUCCAGAAAUAUCCGACAUCUGUAAGGUUUCCGUGCACAGUCAGAAACAACCAUAAAUCCUCGACCAUAUUGGCCUUUUCUUUAGUGUAUUACCCCUGUACAAAUCCAUUCAUUCUGUCCAAAAACUAUCAUAAAUCAUUAUUCCAUAAAUAGUUUGUAGGGAAUUGCUUAGUUUGCAUAUGUGAUACUAAAAGAGAGGGUUAGUUCAUUAUCAAGUAAACUUUUUCAAACAGUAAUGCUAGAUCGCGUGGUAAAAUUUCGUCAGAAUGUUGCUUUUGAAGUAAACAACCUGGGUAAAAUUAACUAUUCUAUUUUGCAGCCACUAAAAACUUCGAGGGGAAAUGUAAUGAUCCAUGAGUAUUUCCUAAAAAGUAUGUAGAGUAUAGAUCGGAAAUAUUAACCGUAAUGGUAACCUCAGUUGCGUUUAAAAUAUGCAGAGGUUGUUAAACUCUUGUGCAGUCCAGGUACUGCCUAUGUUGCGCACAACAGUUGAAGGCGUAAGUCUCAGUAAACAUGAAGUAAAAAUGAAAUCCAUGAGUAUUCUUUCAAGCAAACAUGAUUGUCUGCGCAAAAAUAGAAAAACUGCUAUGGUAAAUAUUAUGCUUGACAUUUAUUAAUAACACAAUGCACUUAACCAGUAUUGCCUCGAUAAACUAGCCUCUGAGUUACCUGUAUGGGGUCUUAGUCUCAUGUUUUAUUGCAUACUUCCCGGGCUUUUUUCCCUCCUAUCAUUAGGCCUUCAUGAAAUGUCAGGGUGAUACCGGCGAGGCUGAAUUGGCAAUUAAUAGCCGAGAUUCGCGUAUACUGCAGCUCGAGGAAACCGUCGAACGAUUGCGAAGUGAACUGGCUGAGGUCUCGGUUGUAAACGAGGCUUUAAAGAAGGACAAGUGUUCGGUGCGUUAUAUGCAACAGAGUUCCAUUACUUGCUUUCAAGUAGUAGGUCAUCAUUUAUUAUUUUAGUAUUGCAUUGCCGCGCUUGACUAUCCGAAAUUAUUUCAAGUCGCUAUGUCGAACUCCUGCCUGUAUCACGUCCUUUCCCGGACACCAAUUUUACAUCUCGUAAUACAGAUCUCGAUGGAACAACAUUCAUCAGAGCAAAGGUCGUACGAUCAGAAAAGUUCUCAAGAGUACGUGGCGAUUUUAGAGGCGGCUUUCGCGUUUUUAGCGCUCUAAACGACAGGCAGACAUUUCAUUCAAAAAAGUUAUGCCCAAAUGAGGUGAAUUUCUGAUGUUUUGUGAUAGCUGGGCCCGCAAAACACGUCUUUGUCAGUAUUGACAAAAUACUUCGAAGUUAAACAAAAGCUUCUCUUUUAGGGUUUCUCGCCGUGUGUGCUUGUUUCCCUCCGUAGGAGCGAAGUGACACAGUCUCGAAUGAAUAUCCUACUACUUUAGCAUUGCCGUUAGCGUUUUACAAUUCUAAAAUUUAAGCAGGUUAGCUAUGAAUUCGAACUAUACUUUACAGGCUCAUUAAAGUAUUGCCUUUAAUCCACUGUCAACAACUUUAUUCCUCAGAAGUACAACUUAUUCCCGUUUUUUGCUCUACAGCUGAACAGUUUUCUUAUGAAAGUGGCUGACCACCUUAAGCUCGGCGAAUUGGCUACAGAGGCCGAAAUCCCUUUGCUGAUGGACGCAGUAUUCAGUAAGAAGGAUUUUUUAAACCGUCAAGCUCUUUGCGUUUUAACCUUGGUUUGAUUCGAAUAUCGAGGACACUGCAGUUACAUUGUGGCCUGCUAACGUUUCUUUGGGUAUUCCCGUUCAGUUUUCUUUUGUUAAGACUGAUUUUCUCACGUCCUGCAUCUGGUUAGAGCUCAGUGCUGAAAAUACUUGAUCAACUGGUGGCUAAACGGAUGCCGCGCUAAUUGCAAUGUCGGAAUGAAACAAGUGACCUGUUAGUAGGCAAGGGAUCAUAUUCUUUGCUGUCUGCGUAAAACCCUGCCAAGCAUUGAAGUGCUUAACGUCCCUGUGUGUCUCCUCUUGAUCAUUCGUGUAUUUAGUCUGCCUAAUUAAAAAAAGCAAAAAUUCUACAGCUCUGACCUUGCACUACCGCUACUCUGUAUUGGAAUGUGGGUUGGCCAGUGCUAGCUACAGUUAUCCUUAUGUAUUAACUCACCGCCUUCCCAUUCUCUCGUUAAUUUCUUCUGUAAAAUCUGCAAGUUUCAGCUUGCAGAAGGAGAGUACUGAAAAAGACAAAGGAGACUGGGAUGGUCAUUUUUGAACUACCAACCUUCGUUAGUCAGCCUUUUUCGAACUCAGAUUUACUGAAUCUGAGUCAUCGGUCAGUGGGAGAGCGUUGAACUUCAUAAGGUCCGAUGUCCAAAGGAUGGGGCGUUGAUUUUCCGACAUGUGUUUGCGAAAGGCCGGCUGACGACGGCUGAUAGGCCGGAAAUGGCUUUCCAAUCUCCCUUAUUUUUGCCGUUACUCUGCCGAGAGGGCUCUAGACUGGGCUCGAGUUUAAUCAAAUUUACCCGCCCAACCUACUGAAACGUCUGGAAUCCACCAAAUCUGAUACAGUAAGUUGACUGCCCAAGCAGGAUUUCCUAAGUAAUUCACCUAGAAUCCACCAGAGGACGUCCAGGCUCACUAAAGCCUCGCCCUUGCUGUCGUGGGUUCAAAUCGCACCGAGGCGCCGAGUUUUUUUACAGUUGGGUCAAUAUGAAUCGUUCAAAAUCUGCCAAAACAUCUAUAAACGAAAAAAUAAUUAUUCCCCACUGAAAACUGGAAUUCCAGAAAAUGGCUAUAUUACAAAUCACUUAAACAGGCUUAACUAUGGGAGUGCAAGAAAAGGGGAAAAUAAAGGCAAAUGCAAGGAACUCGGCGUUCUACUGACUGUCCAUUUACAUCUAACACAACAGCUAGUCUCUUAGAUUUGUAAAUAAUCAGAUCGUCCAUAGCUGAUUGUUCAGUCAGAUUAUCCGGCACAAAAUCAAAAUUUUCAUGCAUUAAAAAACUACUAUUUUGCUUGUAAAAAUGUCAUGUUAUAAGUGCGGAGAAGGUUUUCGAUAGGGUCAGGAUCCAGGAUGUCGACAGGAGUAGAAAUCUGUUAAAGGCCACGUGUGGAGAAGCCGGCUGUUAUUUAAAGUGUUCAAUUACAGUUACCGACGUUGCUAGAGUCGUACCUCUUCAAGGAGUUAGACAAAAACAUUAUCGUUAUGGCAUCAAUUAGGUGUCGGUAGAGGUCAUUGUAGUCAAUAUCGACGAACACUUUGCUGUUGAUGGUGUCCGUAAUCGACGUAUCCAAACCGCCAACCGUCGGCAGUCUGGCAUUACAGACAAAAACAAGGGAGACUGGAAUGGCCGUUUCUGGCUCAUUAGCCGUCGUCAGCCAGCCAUACCCAACAUAACCUCUGGUGUUCCACACUUCGGGUUGAGUAUGACUAAUAAGCCAGAAAUGGCCAUUCCAGUUUCCCUUGUCUCUGUCGGUAAUGCCAUUCUGUCGAUAUCAUGCGCCGCUCUGCGGCUGCUGGUUGGGCUCGAGAGAGAGAGACAGUCCAUAAGGCAAAACGGAACGAGUUCUGUAAGAACGACCGGUGAGCGCCCCCUGCCGUCGGUUGUUUUUUGAUAGUUGCCACUGCCACAGUAUCUUCUUUGGAAAGCUCUUUUCACAUGUCUUUGUCGGUACUUCCUGCACCGCACAUAGAUUUAUGGACCGCUAAUUUAGAAGUUUGCCCUAAUUGCACUCCAAUGGCAUUUCAGCACGACUACGACAGAUUGUGGCUGGAGAGGGGGAGCGAGCAGCCGGUCAGCGCGUGAAAAUCGUCAGACUGCAGCAAAAACUGCGCGAACUGACGGACAGAAACGAGUCUCUGGAGCUGCAAGUGAAUGUCCUCCGCAGGCGCAUCAACGACCAGGAAGAACCACGUGCCACCUCACCCAGACGUACGGCUACUUCGCUGACAGACGCGGACAGACAGCGGAGAAGGAUGUCCAAGCAGGUUGAGCAGAUGCGUGCAGAAAUACUGGCUCUGCAGGCAGAGAACCUGCAGCUCAAGGCUCAGUCUUUGAAUGAGAGCAAGGCGUCGGUACGAUUCUCUGUGGCAGUUUUCAAUUAUUGUUGAUACUUUCUGGUCGGUGCGCUAUUUCAUGAAAUAUCAACGGAAAUUCCGAAAUGCGUUUUCGUUUCGAAAAGAUUAAUUAUGUAGGGUUGUAAAACUAAUCAGUCUGCAGUAUAAUUCUAUAAUAAUUCAUUUAUCUCACGAUGCCGGCUUUCGAAAGAACUUCAUUUGGCUUCAUAUAAAAACCCUACCCUGUAAAAAAUGACUACUUAAGCAGCAUGGAUUUUUCUCAUUGAUUUUCGAGGCCUCUAAAUGUCUGAUUAUAUUUCAUGAAAAAUAUGCAUAAAAGUAUCCAUUCUUUUGCUCAUUCGGUAGGAAAUUACGUCUUCUUCCAAUCCCAUACUCGAAGGAAGGGCAUAAUUUGGUUUUCAAAAACAUUUCCAUUUCCCGAAUAAUUUUGAACCGGACCUGCCGUUACACUUGCAUUCUGUGUAUCAAACCCACAAGCCGUCUAUUUUCCGCGUACGGAAACCCAUACAUUUCUCUACGGUAUUAAGAGCAGAUCAUAGGGGGUUUGUAAAAUUUGCAUUGGAUUUGACCCAUAUUUUUAACUUUACAAGCCACAUUGGUAAAUGCAGAGACGUGACGUUUAAUAAACGGCCAUUUCACGGUAUUAAAAUGUCUAACAAUGAGAAACUUUUAAAAAACGAAUAAGGACCCCACUUCGAGUAUGAAAUUGGAAGAAGACAUAAUUUUCUACCGAAUGAGUGAAAGAAAGAAUAUUUUUAUGCAUGUUUUCUAUGAAAUAUAAUUGGACUUUUAGAACCAUAGAAAAUCAAUGAGAAUAACCCAUGCUACUUAAGUGGUCAUUCUUUACAGAGUAUGGUUUUUAUAUACAGCCAUAAGGAAGUUCUUUCAAAAGCCGGCAUCGUGAGAUAAUUGCAGACUGAUUAGUUUUACAACCUAACUUAAUUAAUCUUUUUCGAAACGACAACGCAUUUCGGAAUUUCGGGUGACAUGUCAUGAGUUAGCCUACCUACUGUACCUGUCGAAAACCAUGUAAUCGAAUAAGAAUCUUCCGGUUUUUCAGUGGAUUCCAAUGAAUCUGACCCUGCAAAAUGCUCGUGGAAUGAACGAUGCCUUCUUUACUUCAUUUAGGCAAAUGGAUACCGACUCUAAGCAUAACUAAUUAUGGCUGCGUGGUUCAUAAACCUGCUCUUAGCUUUGCCUGGACGUGCAAUUCCACAUCUGCCAUUCAAAUAUUUAUUUCUUGUGACUACGUAAGCGCUUUGGUGUCUGUAGUGUUGGAACUCGAAGACAACAUGAAGAGGCUCAUUUGUGCCCAACAAUCAGGUUAGGUCGGUGACCGUAUUAGACAACCGGACGGCUCCUAGACGCCCAGGUCGUAAUUAUGUUUGACAUAAAUGUUCAAAGGCCCUCUAGGCUUGAGAUCUAACCUGGGGUGCACUAUAAUCUGGAGUCAGCCAUGGAUUCCUGCUGACAGAAAAUAUGCCAGAAACGACCAUUCAUGCGUCUCCAGUUAGUGACACCUAUUGAUUAUUUAUUGACAGUCUUGAUAAAACUGCUAAUCCUUUACUGAAUGAAUCUCUGAAAUGUCCCCACGAGCUGCUUUUCGCAACAUACGUAUUUAGACCUAUUUGGAGAACGGUCAGCAUCGUAACCUGAGACUACUCCUUCGGACUUUUCUCUACAAGCAAGACUAAGCGGAGGCCUUAAAUAUCUAUUCGGUAGUCUAAUUCCUCUCUUUAUGCAGUUGCAAUGAGCACAUUUUCAUGUUCUCAAGACCCUUCCGUUCAUCUCAGAUUUGGACCUGUUUGGCCCCUUGUAAUCAAUACCUAAGAUUUGGGUGAGGUCCGUCGUCAAUGGAUUUGCGUGAAUAAUUAUUCGGAGUUCCUAGCUAUCUGGGCAAGUAAGACAGCAGCUACAGUGAGUGACCGAUCUCAUGAAAUGUUGACAAAAAUUCUGAAAUGCGUUUUUGAUUAGGAAGGAUUACUUAGGCGCCGUUGAACACUGAUUAUCCCUCGGCAUAAUCCUAUGAUAUUUGGACUCGGCAAAAUGUCGGCUCUUGAAUGAAUUUCUAUUCAAUCUCCUGGUAAAAAUAGGACUACUUAAGUAGCAUGAAUUUUCGUACUGAUUUCCCAUGGUCUAAGAAAUCCAAAUAUGUUUUAUAGAAGAUAUGCAUAUAAAUAUUCUUUUUUCACUUAUUUGAUAGCGAAUCACGUUAACUGAAGAAGGAAUAUGUUAAGCUUUUAAAAAAGUUUCUUAUUAUGAGAUUUUUAAGACCCUGCAAUGUCCAUUCAUACAGCAUCGUACCUUUCCUUUUGCCAGCGCUUAUCAUGAAAUGUACAACAUAAUUCGCAUCCAUUGCAAAAUUUUAUGGACUUAAUAUGGCAUCUUCUUAAAGGCAUAGAAGUAGGUACGGUUCUCCUUACGCGGAAGACAUGCAACUUGUAAACUAAAAUCACUAGGCGCUAAUGCAAGGGCUGAUCAGGCUCCAAAUUAAUUGAGAAUUAGAAAACUUUCUUAAAACCUAAUUAUACUUCUUCUACAAGUAUAAAAUAUAAAGCUAACGCGAUUUUCUAUCAAGUGAGUGAAAAAGAAUAUUUUUAUGCAUCUCUUCUAUAAAAUAUAUUUGAAUUUAUAAGACCAUCGAAAAUCAGUGCGAAAAAUGCAUGCUACUUAAGUAGCCAUUUUGUCGGAGUAAGGUUUCUACAGGAGAUUGAAAAGCAUGCUUUCAAAAGCUGACAUCCUGUCCAGUCCGUAAUAUUAUAGUAUUAUGCCAGGGGAUAAUCAAUGUUACAACGGCACCUAAGUAGUCCUUCCUAAUCAAAAACGCAUUUCAGAAUUUUGCUCAACAUGUCAUGAGAUCGGUCGCUAACUAUAGGUGUUUUCAUUGGCGGCGGAUCACAGCUAGCCGGUUCAACGAGGACGGGACAGGUUGAUUGAAACACUGCAUCAUUCUGCUACUGUAGUUGGCAGCAAUUGGAAAGGCCAAAGUGCUGCAUGCGGCGGAAACCCGCGCACGGGAACUGCAGAAUCGUUGCGAGCGUCAGGCUGAAGAACUGGAGAGUCUGCGCCGAAGGCUCGAGUUUGCCGAGGCUUCCGCAAGUCAGGAGCAGCACGCACGUGACGAGCAAAGCACCUCGCUGACUGCACAACUGACGGAAUGCCGGACGGCACUGGAUGCAGCGAGAAAGGCUGAAAAGCAGGCAAGUAAAUUCCUCAUUCAUGUUCUGCCCGUAGUGGGAAAAAUUACUGUGCAGUCAACCUCCUGGAACCCACAGCUGUUUCGGGAUUUGCUCGAGAUGAACACCUCUUAAGAGAAAACUGGGGGGGGGAAGUAAUUGCAGUCAGUGAUCGAUUUCUAGAAAUGCAAUUGAAAUGCGUUUUCGAUUUGGAAACUCGUAGUUAUGAGACUUCUUAAAACCGUCAAAUGUCCAUUCAAGUAGCAUCCUACGAGGCAUGCAGCAUAGUCCACAUACACUUAAAUGUCCAUCCAAGUGGCAUCGUAAAAGUCUGGGGCAUAGCCCGCCUCCAUUGCAAAAUUUUAUGACUCCGACUUGGUAGCUUCUUAAUGAUACUGAGGAAUGCGUUUUCAGAGCUGAAAGAUACCCUUUCUUCCAGCAUAAAAUUGUAGAGGGAUGUGAUUUGAUAUAAAAUAAUUGCAAAAAGGACAUUUCUGGUUAUAUUUUCUAUAAAAUGUGUUUGAGAUCAAAAAGUCACCAGAAAUCAGUGAAGAAAAACGCGUACUGCUUAAGCAGCCUUUUUCACUGAGCGCAGUUUUUGCAGGCUGUGUGAAAAAAAUGCAUCUAAAAUUCGGCAUUCUGGUAUGACUUAAAUAUAUUCGGAUUAUGUUGCAUGACUAUCAAUAAUACAACCCAAAUUAAGCAAUCCUCUCUAACUGAAGACUCAUUUUAAAAUUCCGGUUAACAUUCCAUGUGAUCAGCCACUGAUUAUAUUUAGUGAGUUUCAGGUGGAUGAUUUUUAUUCCGGACAGUAACCACUGUCCGAUUUGCCUUCUCUAAUUAUUCUGAGUAUACAAAGUCUGUGGGCGAAUCUGCGUGGGACUAUUACUCUUAGAGUAUGACUAUUAGUCUGUAAAAGACAAACUAAUGGAUGCUUUUUUAAAAUAAAGGAGAAACUAUAAUUCCAGAAGACAGGUGCCUUCUGUAAGAUUUCGGAGUACGCAGACUGACAGUUAGAGGCCGCUUAUUAGAUAUUCUUUUGGUAAUAAGGAAUGAUACAUAACAAUAUUACUCAUACAAGUCAGCUGAACUCAUAUUCUGCAGCCCCAGUAAGGCUAUCCAGGUUCCACGGGCGAAGGAUGCCUUGCCAUUGUACGCCACGUCAAAUUGUGUUUCCGAAUUCACAUGCCCUUGUGGAUGCAAGUGCACUGGGCGAACGCAAAGGCAAUUGGCAGCCAGGUCAGCUGAGCACCUGCCCAAAUGGCUUCUAAAGCAGGAGAAUAAAAUUCCACGGUCUUCUAUCACAAAACCCCUCCUCGAUAGCGGUCAUUCGGUUGACCCCAAAACAUCUUUUCGAGUAUUAGUUCGAGCACUAACAACUCGGUUAUGGCGCUACUUGGAGGCAGCCUACAUACGACGGGAGAAACCUGACCUACGUAAACAGUUAGACCACGUGGUCAACCUCAUCUUGCCCUGGUAAAUCUGGAUUCUUUCGAUUUGCGCAAUCCCUCCGCGUGUUAACUUCUCCAUUUUCUUUCCUAUGUUGCGUUCUCAAGUUACCACUUUAUUGAUUAGCCUACUUACAUUAUACGAUGUCCAUUAUGUUUAUAUUGGUUUUCCCCGUGGAAGUUCAAACCUCUGUAUCUUUCUCCCUUGUUAUCUGUGCUAUGCAACGACAGGCUGCAGUUGAGAAGCCGUCGCGAAAUGUAUUGGCUUCAAUAACUUCUGCUGUUUAUGCUUGCUUUAAAUUCGUUCGGGGGAAAUAUUGCUCCAAAAUAUUAUACCAGACAAAUUUUCUUAUCAGUUAUAAGUGUGUCUUUUUCUGGAGUGCGGCGCUGUGAAACUGAAUUGUAUUUUAACAGAUGUAGCUAGCUUUUGCCGUUUAAAAAAGCGGGUUUUGCACAAUAAUAUCGGACUUUUUAAGAAGAUAGCUUGGUUCUUUGUGAGAACUUUUAUCCCUUGCAAGUACCAUACGUAUUUAUCAAAGUUAAGCGAUUCCGCCGACCUCGGUGCACAGGGUUCUAUGAAGGGUCAGCUUUAGGAAAUUAUUAAAUGACAUGAAAUUGCUGUAGUGCAAUCUUUUUAUACCUUUUGCUCGACAUGCCCAUCCUUCGUGAAGUAAGCUGCUGGUGAAAGUUAUGCGAAUCCAUAAAGGAUGACCGAGGCCUUGGUCAAGCCCUCUUGAUCAGCUGAGAGCAGUUAGCUUCCUCAGCGAAUUCUUAAUUAAUGCAUAGAUCCAAUGCUUAUAAGGGUUUUGAAAACUGCGUCUAGAAAAUAGAGGCAUUGAGUGUUUGUAGCAUUUUGAUAGCUCUCGACUGCUGGCAGCUCCUCGGAUCACAAUGGAAAACAGUUCCAGUGUAUUUAAUUACACAGUUGCUCCGCAGUUAUUGCAUAUCUCUGAGUACUCCACAUCAAAAAUGCGUGCCCAGCGUAUAAUCCGUUUCUACAGUUUCUCUAUGACGCUACUUCAUUCCCACAAUUUAAGCUUUGCGUAGGGAUCCUUAAGAGUUGCAAUUCCUUCUGCUUUUUAUGAGUAGCAACAAGAAUGCAGGUCGCGAGAAUUUGACGCAAAGAAGAUGACCUUUCGAUGAGCUUUACCACGGCGGGAUCGUAGUAAAUAUACAGCUCCUUGUAGUUUCUCGCUUGGAAAACCACGAACGUUAAACAGACAGGCUUUCAUGCGAAAAUUUUAAGACUGAAGUUGGCAGUCGUGGUAUUUCAUGACUUGGACAUAACUCAGAAAAAAUGCCGAAAAGGAAUUUUAGUUGAUUUCCAGGAUGGGUUAAACAUUGAGGACAUUUGGUGGCAUUGGCUUCUGCGCGAUCAGAGGCUACUUUUCCGUAUUUCUCUCUGACCAGAUGGGAACUGCUGCACUGUUUCCACUUUGCAACUUGACGAUUUAGCCCAGUACGUAUUUCUGAGAGAGCAUACGUUUUGUUAUAUGCUGUUUUUGCGCUUGUCAAGCGUACCUUUAAUUUGGCAGAACGUUUAGUGCUACUUUUUAUUAUUUAUGAUAAGUAUGUGACCCUCCUUGAGGCAAAGCUUUAGUUCAAAAGAAAUGACAGCAAGGAUGUUCUUCGAAUUUGCAAAUUUGUGGUGUUCGUUGUGCGCAAUUUGGCAUAAGCCAUUUUUACUUUUUAACGCAGACUGACAAGCAAUCUCUAAUCCGAGUCUCCUCAUAAUUCCGCCCCCUGUUAUUUCACCACAACUUUGAACCGACUUUCAAGAGCCACGGAGUUUAGAAAUGCACAAUUUAUUAUCUGCGCUUAAAGCUUUGCACCAUACGUGCUGAAAACUCUACUCUGGCACCAUUCUGGAGGGAACUGAGAUACGGAUGUUUGUCCUCAUUCGGCCUCACCGUCGCUUAUUACAUCCUUUAAGCCGCUCGCGCGUGAUUCCACCAAUCGGCGGCGCCGCCGCCAGUUUACGCGCAGCCUUGGGACUCUGAGAAGACAUGUUUCUAUGCGGUUAUUUGCCUAAGUUGGUGCGAUAAACUGGUUGUAGAUAGAGGCAGAGAAGGGGCGGAGGGAGGGGCUGACUUCAGUUGCGGCAACGUAAUCCACCCCAUCUUAGAAGUUAUGCGAACAUUAAAUUUAUUUGAUUUUUGUCCUAUAGAGCGGGUUGGGGUGGCCGUGGCCGUGGCCGUUCAGCGCUAGCAGGCAGUGUGUGUGUGUGUGUCAAAAUUGGCGCCAGCGGUCUGCGUGUUCUGUUGGGCCACGCGAUGUCAUUUCAUUCUUUAAUGCCAACUGCAUCCGUCAACCCCCCUGUUCUUCACAAAAACACUUACAAUUAACGCUGUUUUAUCCCGCUGUCUCUUUAAGAAUUAAUCACCACCGGAAAUUCGCUAGUGGAUGAGAGAACCUACGGGAAAUGCAAAUUUAUUUGCGAAAGAAUUAACUGCAGGAAAAGUGCAUGCUUAUAUCGUCUGAUUUAACUGACUCUUUUAUAUUUUGCGAAAUAAUCGGCCCUCAAUAUUUAUAACUUGGGAGGCGUUUCAAUUAAUUUACCCAAAGUGGAGUCCAGUCGAACAUGUGAUAAUUGAAUAACUGCACGAAGGCCCUUCGCGUGCGGGCAUUGCGGCAUUGCGGGCUAGAACUUAUGGGGUUGCUCAGGAAGCGACCUCUGAAUAGAAUGGUCGGAUUCAGCGUUAAUUAUUAUAGACUAUGGGAAUGUGAGAAUCAUCGAGCCAACAACGUUUGUCAUAAACAGGCGGAAAAUCUGACUGGUCGGCUUUCUCAUUUUCAGAGCGUUCACUGAUAAAUAUGGUCUCAAGCCAUCACAUAAUGCAAUAGUCAUGAGUUGCUGACAAAUUAAGGUCACAGUGGCCCAAAGUAAAACAUUUUAUCGGGGAAUAAAUUGACUAAUAUGCAUGUAUGAGUGACUGAGAAAGAACUGAUACAGGCUCGACACUAUCGUCUCCCAGCUCCUUAGAGAAUGGUGGUUUCCCACUUUUCGUCCACUUCAACCACCUCGAUACUUCAUCAUCUGGUGUCUUCCUGGACUUUAGAAGGUAGAAUUUGGUGUGACUGAUGCUCAGGUCAGAACCCUUCUUGCAAUCAACGUAUUACUUUGUUGUUCAUUCCCGAGAGCUAAUUCAAAAGUCGUAUACUUGUGUGAUGAUCGCCAAAUUGCAUCGAUGGGGGAAUUUCUCCUCGCGUGGGAGUCACGAUGACAGAUCAGUUGUGCUUAGAAGAAUGUCCGCCAGAUUCUUCCGAAAACCUACCUAAAGCUUGCCGAUGAGGGUAGCCUGGAUAUCUUUUCUGCGACAGGACAGCUUACAGCCCAUUGAGUCACAAAAGACAGCUUACCAUUGCUCCUAAAAUUUAUCCGCUUUGGCGAUAGUCUUGCUCGCUGGAUCUUGCUGCUUCUGAUUACUGACUGUUUCGAAAUUCUGGAAUGAUACCUAGUACGCGGAGCCUGUAAGGAGGUCUUUUUACCGUUUAACAGCAGCUUAGUUUUCUAGCAACAAACAAUCGUCGGACUCAUCAGCCUAAAAAGUACAUCGAAAUCGAGGACAUUACGUAGAAAAGUGUUGGCUUUUUCGCAGAAAAAUCGAAAAUUAAAAAUAAGAUUAGUUUCGCGAUUAACAGAGUUUGUAAUUUUCUACUUCAUUUAAUGAAUUACCUUUUAAACUGAGCACCGCACCAGAUUUCCCGUUUACUUCGACAUCAUUAAGAUUUUGUUAUGUAAAUAUCGUCUCAACUUUUCAGUUGUGACUUUCAUAGCAUGUACUGACGUCUCCACAAAAUUCAUAAGGAUGGACGUUUUCUGCACUUUAGUGAGACACAAAAUCAAAUCUGCAGUAAUCAGGCUGAAUAUUGACCGUAGCUGUCGCAAUUAUGUUCUCCCAUGUCUUACUGGGUAGCGUUCGUUUUUCUUUACUGGGGGCAGUAUGUUCAGCAGGGUAUGCCGGUUAAGCACGCGCGGGCAGUCGAUCUCAGUCGGAGGCAUCGACAAACUCCGACAACUCCGACAACCAUCGAGUGACCGAAGUCAUCACAUCAGUCGGCCUGGGGAUGAUUUCAUGUCUGACAGGUGUAGUAGAAAAGUUCUUUCCAGACAUCAAACUUAAAUUAGUUUAAGAGUGAACUGGUGUGUGUAGGUAGCUUAAUUUUCUCUGGAUUCGACUCGUUUGGCGUCUCCAUAUCAUACCUAUCAGUCUGCGAUUAGUCCGUCCGCAAUAUAGUUGGAUGGUUAUUAAGGAAAACCUUUCGCUAGGUACCGCGUCGAUUCCGAUAAGUCGGCGCGUCGGUCUCCUUUGACAUCAAUGGAUCAUCAGUCCUAACAGUAUAAAUGCGAGUCCGUGAUAAAAAUAUCGUUCUAUCUUUGCGAUUGUUGAAUGAGGCUUUUUGAGGGAAAACCUAUAGGCUUCUCUGUAAACGAUGUUUACCUAAAUUCUAGGUUUUGUUCCUUCUACGAUUCCGUUAACCGAAUCCUCGUUUACGCAAGAUUUUGGUCUUUUCCUUUAGCUGGUAG
Molecule: messenger RNA, 24626 nt
Organism: Spirometra erinaceieuropaei
Lineage: Eukaryota; Metazoa; Platyhelminthes; Cestoda; Diphyllobothriidea; Diphyllobothriidae
Source: the annotation of a GenBank genome assembly